Molecule: messenger RNA, 732 nt
Organism: Anguilla rostrata (American eel)
Lineage: Eukaryota; Metazoa; Chordata; Actinopteri; Anguilliformes; Anguillidae
Gene: igflr1
Product: IGF-like family receptor 1
Exons: 7
Coding region: 1-732 (243 amino acids)
Cellular component (GO): plasma membrane
Source: RefSeq, a predicted model, not a curated record
AUGAGUGUAAACAAGGCCUUGGAAGGAAGCCAUGAGGUCACCCACAUUAACUCCCACAGUGGUAAUCCCAACAGAGUUCUACGUGGAGUCCACAUCGUCCACAUCCUCCCCAUCAUCCACAUCGUCCACAUCCUCCCCAUCAUCCACAUCGUCCACAUCCUCCCCAUCAUCCACAUCGUCCACAUCCUCCCUAUCAUCCACAUCGUUCACCUACGGAGUGUCUGCUGGCUGAGAGAGAGCGUGAGAGGCAGAGGAGGGGCUUUUAAGCACUCAGGUGCCUCCCCCACAGGGAUUGCUGUUGUGCUGCUGUUUCCCGUCCUGCUCCUUUUGCUCGUUUUGAUACUCAAGAAAGCAAAGUGUCGCAGAGGAGGGGACCCGACUGAAGUCAAGAAAAAUGUGAGCUUUUUACCACCAUACAAGGACAAGAAUGUGGAUGAGCUUUUAGCUGUCCGCAUACAGGAGGCUCCGCUGCAGUCAGUGCUGGAUAACCUGGACGUCCUCGAGGAGCUCGUCAUGCUGCUGGACCCCGACAGCUCUGUUGCCAAGACAACGCGCCACGUGGCAACGCACUGCUCUUUCUCCGCCACGUGGAUCAACUACGCCUACUCCAUGAGGACACCAGAGCCCCUAAAGCCGUGCGGCGCACACGUUCCCAUGACUCGUUCCUCGCCACGUGGAUACGGCGCAACGAUGCGGUGGUCUGGCCUCCCACUUCGAGGGACACCUUGCUAA